AUGACAUACAGGAUUCAGUGGGUAAAAGAACAAUCUAAAUGUGAUUCUGAUACGAACCAUGAAGAACGGACUGAUGAACAUGAUUUAACAUAUGUUCCUGAAGAAGACUCGAGUAACUCAAAUGACAUUGACAUCAUAUGGCAAAGAGCAUCUCUGGGUGAUGCUGUAAAUGGACCAAAAAGGGAGCAGUGGCUGAAUACAAUCAGUGAAGAAAUUGGUGGAAAACCUGUGAAUAAAACAGUGGUAAAGUGCAAGUUGAUCUUAAAGAAAAAGGUCAAUAGUGAGGGUGAAGUGAAAUAA
Molecule: messenger RNA, 300 nt
Organism: Parnassius apollo (apollo)
Lineage: Eukaryota; Metazoa; Arthropoda; Insecta; Lepidoptera; Papilionidae
Source: the annotation of a GenBank genome assembly